UCAGGCAAACACAAGCACACACGCACCACCACCAGGAGCUCACAAGUUGUAGCUGGCUCUCUGCUACCACAGCUCCACCGAAGGGUGGGGGAGGAAGAGGAGGGAGCCUUCCCAGGACUAAACCCAGAGCAGAGAGGAGAGGCAGGUGUGUUCAGGUGAGUCACCUGGAUCAUGAGGUCGUUCCUCUGCUGGAUCUUCCCACUUCUGCUCAUCUUGGCCUCGGUGGCCCAAGGCCAGCUAACAAGGCGACCACAACCCAGACCCAGGCCCAGGCCCAGACCCAGACCCAGGCCCACGCCCAGCUUUCUUCCACCUUUUGAGCCAUCAGAGCCCACUGACCUGCCUCCCCCACUCCCUCCAGGCCCUCCAUCUGUCUUCCCUGACUGUCCCCGGGAGUGCUUCUGCCCCCAAGAUUUCCCAUCUGCCCUCUACUGUGACAGCCGCAACCUACGCAAGGUCCCCAUCAUUCCAUCCCGCAUCCAUUACCUCUAUCUUCAGAACAACUUCAUCUCUGAGCUCCCACUGGAGUCCUUUAAAAAUGCCUCGGGUCUGAGAUGGAUCAACCUGGACAAUAACCGAAUCCGCAAGGUGGACCAGAGGGUGCUGGAGAAACUGCCCAGCCUGGUGUUCCUCUACAUGGAGAAGAACCAGCUGGAAGAGGUCCCCUUGGCCCUGCCCCGGAAUCUGGAGCAGCUGAGGCUGAGCCAGAACCAGAUCUCCAGAAUUCCAGCUGGCGUCUUCAGCAAGUUGGAGAACCUGGUGCUCUUGGAUCUCCAACACAACAGGCUGAGUGAUGGUGUUUUCAAGCCUGAUACUUUCCAGGGCCUCAAGAACCUCAUGCAGCUAAACCUGGCCCACAACAUCCUGAGAAAGAUGCCACCCAAGGUCCCCACUGCCCUUCACCAGCUCUACCUGGACAGCAACAAGAUUGAAACCAUCCCUAACGGCUACUUCAAGGGCUUCCCCAAUCUUGCCUUCAUCCGGCUUAACUACAACAAGCUGUCAGACAGGGGACUCCCCAAGAACUCCUUCAACAUCUCCAACCUGCUGGUGCUCCACCUGUCACACAACCAGAUCAGCAAUGUGCCUUCCUUCAGCAACAAGCUGGAGCACCUGUACCUCAACAACAACAGCAUUGAGAAAAUCAACGGGACCCAGAUUUGCCCCAAUGACAUAGUUGCCUUCCAUGACUUCUCCUCCGAUCUGGAGAAUGUGCCACACCUGCGCUACCUGCGGCUGGACGGGAACCAUCUGAAGCCACCCAUCCCGCUGGACCUCAUGAUGUGCUUCCGCCUCCUGCAGUCUGUGAUCAUCUAGGCUCUCACUCUGCUCCUGGAUCUCCUUCUGGCCAGACUUGAAUGCUAGCAGCUCAAGCACCUGUGCCCACCAUCAGUUCUCUCUCUCUCCCUUUCUUGCCCCCAGCUUUGCCCUUCUCAUCCCACCUUUCUGAGGCAGGGAAAAGACAUACACUCUAUUGCAGCCUGCAGCCUCUGGAGUGAGACCCAGUUCAAAGAUACCCACUGCACACCCAAACAUCUGGCCUUAUCUGGUCUCCCUUUGCCCCGGAAGCACAGAUGUGUGUCUAAGGACUUCCUACCCCGCCUCUCUCCUCCUCCACCCUUCUCUCUGGAGUGCACCUGGAUUCUUGGUCCUGGCUAUGGCAAACAGAAGAUGGUCAGGGGCAGCCUGAAGGUGAGGCUGGGAAACCCCUCUGGAGAUGCCUCCUCGGUGGGCAGAGGUAGCCUCCUCCAAGGAUCCCUCCUUCCAAAACUGCCGCUCCACCACCCUGUUCCCUGGACCAGACAUUGGUCUGGUACUCUGCUGGCCUGGGCUCUCCAGAAAGGAUGGUAGGGAAUGACCUUUAAAAAUUAGAUUAAGCUAGGUUCCUGCAAAGGCCAGCAUGUGGCUAUCUUGCCAGUGAAGAGUCGGGCACCCCUCCUCCUUCUCUGGGGGAACACAGCCCACACCCUACUGCCUGAGUCUCUAUAUGCCAAGAGUAAGAGCAGAGAGGGACAGCCAAGGAGCAGAAGAAUGGUUCAAGGAACUAGGAAUCAGCUGGGUGGGAGUCAGAGCCCAGAGAUGGGCCUGGCUGGGUACAAGAUCGGACCUGCAGGCCCCCCUUGCCUAACUCCCGUCAAGACGCUAAUGCCUUGGGGAACACAGUGUUCAGGCCACCAGCCCCGCCCCCGCCAUCUGUUCUCUGUCAGUGUGGAUGGCCCAAUGGUUCCCACCCCCAGGGAGGCGGUUCCUGAGAAACAGUGUGUGUGUGGGUGUGUGGGGGUGGGUGGGCGGAGCACCUGGAAAUCUCCCAGAAGCCUCUUUCAACAAUUGCAAAUUGGCCUCUGCCUCUCAGACACAUCGGUGACACCUGGUGGCUGGUGGAGGUCACAGCUGGCCCCAGCCGUCCUCCUCACCCUCUUUCUGAUCUGACUUUCCAAGGUCAAGGAACCAGCAUUAGGUUCAGACUUGAGAGAGCCGUGGGCGGCAUGGGUGUUUUUUCUCUCCUGCAGGGUCUGAAGGCACAAGGUACAGAGGCCCUGAGGCUGGGGGCUGACGAGUGAGCACCAGUGGGAAACCUCUGGGAGCCCUGUUGAGGAUACAGUUCCCAUUUUGCUGUCUGAUCCUACUUGCUCUGGGAUUCCCACAUCUGGAAAUGGAGGGGUGAAUAAGAUGUUCCUCCGAGGUCCCUCUAGCACUCAUGUUCCGAGCCUACAGCUCCCUCUUCAGACUGUGCUCUAAUGCAAAGCAAGUCCUAAAUAUGACCCCUUCCCUUGAAGUAAUUUAUUCCCUGUACGGACUGCCCCUCCCCCGGAGGUGCCCCACCCUCCCUGCCUGGCCCGGGGCAGUGCCUCGGCUGGUCUGCAAGAGGAGCCUGGGGGCUGGCUGGGCUGCCUCCCCUCACCUUCCCCUUCCCUCUUCCUCUCGGGGAUGCUGCCCCUUCACAGCCUCCCGCUCCCUCAUCCAUUCCUGCAUGUGUGUCGGGAAGGGGCUGCAUGUUCUAGAAAUGAGUAACACACAGUGUUGACUCUCAAGUUAGGAUGGGAAAUAUUCCAGAGGUCUUUUUAAAAAUUAGAUUAAGUUUGGCCCCUAACUUCAAGAAAUUCCCAUUAUACUUUCUCACCUUUCUCUUUUACUAAUUUACAAAAAAAAAAAAAAAAUAGGGCCUGUUUUAUCAUAGCCUCCUUUCUCCCAUACAACUGCCUCAUUCUUCCUGGCUACAGCUGGUUUCUCCAAGGCUCCUGCUUAGAGUCAAUACAUUAAUGUGGUUGUAAGCAACCUGGUCAUGUGGCCUGGAUGAGUCCCCCCACCCCGCUGCCACAACCACCACCCCACCACCCCACCUUAUUCACGCCUGGCAACCUCAGCCCCUGUGACGAGGCCCUCAGGGGAGCAUGACUCCUGGCUCCCAGGGAGAGGGGUCAGUCCCCUGCUCCUACAAUUCUGAACUGUUUUGUUUUAGAAGCAACACAAUCGCCAUCAUCCCAUGCCCCAUCUAGAAUAGUCUAAUCCCUCCCUUGCUCCCAGCCGCUGUAGGCCAGAGGAGACUAGAAUUAAAUUGGCUUUACGGCCCCCACCCCACCCCACACACACCAUAUGCUGGUUUCCCGUGGAUUUAAGGAAGCCCCUUCCUCCAUGCGCAGGUUCGUUCCCUCAUUGCUGAUGCAUCUACAUAUAUGUGUGUGUAAGUAGGUAUGCAUGUAUGUGUGUGUCCUGUACAUGUAUCUAUUCCCCUCGAAGUUCACAGUAACUUUGUGAAAAUUUUCACAUUUCAACACGCUUUACAGCAGAGGAAAUAAAGUACUAUGAAAAAC
Messenger RNA from Choloepus didactylus (southern two-toed sloth), 3812 nucleotides. It is a transcript of the gene PRELP, whose product is annotated as proline and arginine rich end leucine rich repeat protein. NCBI's taxonomy places the organism in Eukaryota, Metazoa, Chordata, Mammalia, Pilosa, Megalonychidae. The transcript is spliced from 3 exons. The coding region runs from base 172 to 1317 and encodes 381 amino acids. Gene Ontology annotation, molecular function: heparin binding; protein binding. The record is from RefSeq and is a predicted model, not a curated record. Gene Ontology annotation, cellular component: extracellular exosome.